Molecule: messenger RNA, 1299 nt
Organism: Owenia fusiformis
Lineage: Eukaryota; Metazoa; Annelida; Polychaeta; Sabellida; Oweniidae
Source: the annotation of a GenBank genome assembly
UUCAAAUAUUUCAAAAUUUUAGUUUGCUUUUGCAGUCCUUUUAUCUUUGUUUUAGAUAUGAAGCUGGACUAUUAUCGCGAAAUAGUCGAUCUGAUUCAUUGGUAUGGAACCAGAGACUGUAUAGAAUGCAUCUCUAAAGUAUUUACAGGUGUUCCAAAGAAAACUCUAGGCAGCAUAUUCUCACAAGACUACCAGAGGCAGAUGAAGAAAAUACAUUAUAAGAUGCACCAAGCACACACUGUGAGGAAACUUUACAACAGAUAUCUUGACAGUUUGUCCGAUAAGGGAAAUAAGAACAUCCUUUUACAUAUUGCAGAUGAGAUUGGAUUGGCCCCUGCGCUUUUAGCAAGGAUGAUACUAGAGCGCCAUCUAUCAAUCAACCAGUAUGAUGGAGAAUCUGCUCCGAGGUUGGUUCUCACUCAAUUUAUGAAACAACCUGACAUGAUUGAUGACAUCACACUGGCCAGGGAAAUACAAUCAUGUGUCUUGUCUGAUGACCAAUAUGGGCCCAUAACAGACAGCAUAAAGCACUCUAUAGGCUGGGAAUAUGAAUUCAUGCUGAAGAAAAGAGUGGAGGAAAUGGAAAUCCCUUAUCUUGAUGAAGACCAGAUGCGCCUGAAAGGCUACGAUAAAACCCCUGAUGUCAAACUGGAAGUCCCCAUAGCUUAUGAUGGCCAUGUUGUCAACUGGGUGGAGAGUAAAGCAUCAUUUGGGGAUGAAGAGAGUCACAAGGGCUACCUGAAAGAUCAGUUCUGGAGCUACUGGAAUAGAUUUGGACCUGGCAUGGUUAUCUAUUGGUUUGGAUUCAUUGAUGAAUUGGAUUGUAACAGGAACAAAGGAAUAAUUCUCAUGGAUCAUUUCCCAAUUGAGGACUUUGUUAAGAUGGACCCUUGAUAUGACAUCAGUGGUAUCCUUGGUAACCAGUCAGUGCCUUAUGGGCCACAAAAUCAUCAGUUUAGGAGAGGAUCGUGAAUUCCUGAAGCAGUGUUUCUAUGUGUGAACAUAGUGGAAUACGGAUAUGAUUGGGGCAGUCCAAGAAGUUCAUUGUUGCUGCUCAAGUCUCAACUCAUAAACUCAUGCAUUUACAUGUAGUUCUAAAUGUUAAACAUAUCCAGGACAGGAACUGGCUGAAACUAGCAGAUGAAGUGAAGUAGCAGAAAGUGCCUCACAAUGAUUUAGUGGUUGGUCGCGUCGGAAAAUCUUUUAAUCGCCCAUGGUCAUAUUUCAAAAUUUUGACAAAGCUUGUAUUCUCAAUUACAACUGCCGGCUUCUGGAUAACCUACUAUUUUAUUGGCAACU